AUCUUUUGGCUACUACCAUUUCUCCUACUGUAUAUGAUCGCUUUCGGUGGAACAGUUGUGCCGAAAGUCAACCUGAUCCUUACGCUGGUUUGCAGAGACUAUUUCGCGGAGAAAGCGGCCAAAGAUCCAAACUUUACAUAUCUUCCAGUGCUACUGGGUGAUGAUAACGCACAGUGCCGCAUCCCCGAGGUUCAUUCUCUCGUGGCGCAAUUCCAAUUAUAUCUGAAUUUGAUAGCAGGAAUUUUGUCGGCUCUGGCUAGUCCUAAAUUAGGUCAACUUUCAGACCGCUACGGCAGGACUAGGACAAUCGCGCUGGGCACGCUUGGUGCUAUACUGUCGGAGCUGAUUAUCGUUGUUGUGGCAGCAAAGCCAGAGACUGCGUCAGUAAAUCUGCUCUUGCUGGGAGCAGUCUUCGACGGGCUGGGCGGCUCUUUCACCGGGGCUGUAGCUCUGGUUACUUCAUAUGCUUCAGAUUGUUCGCGCCCAGAGACGCGCAAUGUGGCUUUCGGGUAUUUCCAUGGGGUUUUGUUUACAGGAGUUGCGGCCGGCCCGUUUUUGGCAGCUUUGGUAUUGAAACAAGGCGGCAACGUGUUCAACCUUUUCUGCGUCACAUUGGCGUUCCAGGUACUCUAUUGCUUGAUUGUCUGGUUGAUUGUCCCCGAGUCUCUGUCAGAGGAGCAGCAACAAAUCGCUCGAGAAAAGCAUUGGAUGAGGCGUAUGCACGAGGAGACUAACUGGCUUUCUCGUUGGAAUCCACUAACCCUCAUCGUACCUCUCUCAAUCUUGGUACCGCCCGUUGGCCGACCAAGUACCUUUUUUCCAAACCGCGGAGGGGCAAGUCGAGAUUUGUGGAGAAAUCUUGUUCUUUUAUCUACCAUGGAUACGGCAGCGUUCGGAGUGGCACUAGGCACCGCGCAAGUGGUCAUCAUCUAUGCGGAAUACCUGUUUGGAUGGGGUAACGUCGAGUCCAGCAUGUUUGUCUUCAUCGUUAACAUAGUUCGGGUGGUUAACCUCCUACUCAUCCUUCCACUUGUGACCCGGAUAUUCCGCAAGCCCUCGACCGAAGAACAUUCGGUUGCGGGCUCAGACAUGUUAGACGUCACACUCAUCCGAUUAUCAAUUGUGCUUGAUGUCAUUGGCUAUGUCGGCUAUGCUUUAUCCAGACAUGGCUCCGUGUUGACAUUCUCAGGGGUUAUCACAGCAUUGGGAGGCAUGGGGCCACCCUUAAUGCAAGCUUCGCUGACGAAGCACGUCCCGAAAGAUCAUAUAGGGCAGGUUCUCGGGGCUAUAGGCUUAUUGCAUGCCCUUUCUCGAGUUACUGCUCCUGCAUUGUUUAGUCUAAUAUACAGUCUGACUGUAGGAAAGUCCCUUCCGCUUAAAAUCAUGGUCACAAAACCGUCAAGCAGCACCGCCGGCACCCCGGCCGUUCCGUCUCGAAAUGCCCUCCGACUUCUACGACGAUUAGCACUCGCAGGCUCGACGGUGGGGAGCUUUUGUACUGUGGCGGCGAUUACAUAUGAUAUGCAUCGGAGAGUUCGUGUUGCAGAACGAAUUGUCGAGAAUAAACGGGCGCUGCAGACCUCUGCGCCGAAUUACGAUGCGACUUCCGCGGCGAGACGACUGGCAAGAAUGAUGGAGGCAGCGGAGGCGGGCGAUUUCAAUGGUUCUGAGUCAGUGAGAGAGGACAAUCGGAAAGUGCAUGAUGUACAGGGUGGUUCUCAGGUUGAUGCGGGGUCGCAUAGCCUGGAGGUCGACUCCACUAUUGAGGAAGAUCUUAAGGCUUUGAAAAAGGAGGAUACGUUACCGGAAACUACAGCAUCCGAUAAACCGGAUUCUCAAUGGCAAUACCCGAAGCGAUUACGAUUCAAAUUUUCGAAUAAGAGCUUUGGGAGUGCCGUUGGAAAAUCGAAUACAGACCGAAUAGGCAUCAAGGAGCUCACGUCUUCAAUUGAGGAGGGAACACCUGCUGCACAACAAAUGCAGAUACUACUGGAUCAUGACCGGCCAAUAGAAGCUGCGCAAAUAUUCCUGGAAGCACAUCCCGCCUCGCUGAAAGGUAUAUCGACAGGAAGAAAGGAACUUGCGAAGCGAGCAUUCUACGUCAAUUGCAGCCAGGAAAACGUGUUUAUGGCAAGAAGUAUCUUUGAGCGGCUGGAAGAGGUGGACCAGAACUCGGUCACACCUCGGAUGUGGAACGAGCUGUUAUUUGCGCUGGCGAAGAAAGGUUCCAUUGAAUCCACUGCAUCCCUCUUUACACGGUACCGGAAUAAAUUCCGCCUUAAUUCCGAAAUGGUGGACAUUGUGCUCCGGUCCUUGCUCGAGUCUCACAGGCUUGCGACUGCGAAAUGGCUUAUAAUGCGAAACUUGCAUGUGGAUCGUGACUGCGGCUUGUGUGGUGCAUUUCUGACAGGUCUUUGGAAGAAAACGAGGAGCAUUGAGCUCAUGAACACACAGCUGAUGAAACUAUUGACCGUCCUACCUAAAAUAGACAAAUCGCCCACUGACAAACUCUUUAACCCCGUGGUCAAAGCAUAUAUCGAAUUCGGCCGCUUGGGUGACGCUGAAGCUUUAGUACAGAAAAUGAUUACCACCUACGACCUGCCGCUCAAUUGUCGGACUAUGGGCUUGCUGGUGCACGGGAGGGCUCUGCGAUGUGAUUGGGAAGGUGUUGAAUCUGGAUUGCAAGAGAUGCAUGAUCUCAAACUUACCAGACGACGAUUUGACUUUGUUCGAAUUUUUGACCGCAUAUUCCUGGAGUAUUGGGUUUCGCGUUCGGGGCAGGAGAUCCAUGAUUAUGUCUUCCGUUGUAUCGACAAAUACGACAUUGUGCCGGAUCGAGUCCUCUACAAACACAUCCUAGAAGCUUUUGUGGAGAAAGGAAACAAAGAUAUGAUAUCCAAAAUCAUCCACAUAGCGCGUGAGCGGUCCUGGAAGAUCAAGAUCAACGAAGAAGAAUUCCUCGAAACGUUACGGGCUCGACGCUUGGCACUUGAGGAUAGCCCGGUAGGAUUCUGGCAGAUGCUCCAAGCAGCGCGGAUACGGCACGGCCAGGCAGCUGCAUCACAACAAAUCCUUGGAUAUGACCAGCGAUCCUUCCCGUCACCAGAAGUGAACAAACUGCCCUUCACACAACAACCAAUGCCUUGGUACGAACGAUCACUCAAGGAGGUCACGUCGUCCAGAUCUGUCGACCAGUACCAGAGGCUUCACAAGCAAAUGUCACAUUUCAUGCAUGCAGGCAAGAUGGCGGAGGCUCUGAAAUGCUUCAACACUGGCAGAAAAGCGGGAUUCCACAUGAAGCAGAUUCACCUGGAAUUGGCGGCAAUUGCAACCUUACUCGAGCAUGGUAUCACUGCCACGCGGGCCUUUAUCGACAAUGAACGUCAAGGCCUCCCAGAUUGGUCCAAUCCGAGGUUCUUCACCCAAAUUAUGGAGGUCCCCGAUACAGCAGAGAGUGAACAAGUGAAAACGGCAAUUUUCCGAUUUUACCAGCUUUGUUUGAUCAACAAGAAAAUGAAUCUGAAGCACCAUAUCACAGUAGCUAUUGGCCGGCGACUGAUCGUUUUGGGAAAGCCAGACAUUGCUCUUGAUCUCCUCACAGCAGUCUACAUGUCACGGUACCGAGGUUUCGCGAAAUUUGACGGUGUAUGUAUGAAGUUGUUCGUGCGCGUCUUUGCGGAUCUAGGGAGCCUUGCGGGUAUCCGAUGGGGAAUUUUGAGCGGUCUUGCGCGGCGUGGCCCGGUUACUUGGGACUUGGUAGUCGAAAUUCGUCGGGUACUGGGUGUUUUGCAUCGGGAAUUCAGCGCUUCUCCGUCGCCAGCGAACACUGAGCGAUUGGAGUAUUUGGAUCAUAUUGCCGAUCUGCUUGAACAGAGAAGCGAGAAGAACACUAACAAGUCGGAACCUGAGAUCAACCGCGAGGAGUCAACACCCAGACAAGACAGACCGGAGCAACUUUUUGAUGAGGCGACUCUCUAUAGAGAGGAAAAUAUCCAUGAUGUUCUCGAGGGAUGGGAUGAGAAGUACGAAUUGGAGUCUGUUCUGCUGUCCAUGGACAAGUCUGGCGGUGAUGAAAAGGGGUUGAAUGAUCUGGAACAGAAGAUGUCUGCAUUGUAA
Messenger RNA from Aspergillus ruber CBS 135680, 4116 nucleotides. Its product is annotated as pentatricopeptide repeat protein. The annotation marks the transcript as partial. Gene Ontology annotation, molecular function: protein binding; transmembrane transporter activity. The record is from RefSeq and is a predicted model, not a curated record. Gene Ontology annotation, biological process: transmembrane transport. The transcript has 2 exons. NCBI's taxonomy places the organism in Eukaryota, Fungi, Ascomycota, Eurotiomycetes, Eurotiales, Aspergillaceae. Gene Ontology annotation, cellular component: membrane.